This is a messenger RNA of Trichobilharzia szidati, 297 nucleotides long. The record is from the annotation of a GenBank genome assembly. Lineage: Eukaryota; Metazoa; Platyhelminthes; Trematoda; Strigeidida; Schistosomatidae.
AUUCUGGUGGCCUCUGAAUUUCUUCCGAAGGUACUUUUUACAUCACAGUUGUUCACGUUAUACAAACCGCGGAACGGCAAUGAAUUUCGUGAAGGAAAUUGUUAGUUGGCAUGAUCCCAUCAAAUCAGGAAUAGUCGCGGCUGUUGGGUUGACAUCCCUUCUGAGUCUGUCUUGUAUGUCCCUAAUAUCUUUUAUCGCCUACGCCGGGAUGUCGUUAAUAUGCUGCACUGCUGCUUGGAAGUUUUAUAAUGUUAUUACUCUUCCGUUCAAAUCAAAUUCAUCUAAAGAUCCAUUUCA